AUUAUACCAGGGUAAUUUGGACUGUUCGUCUUUGGAGUAGGCUACCCCGUCAACCGCAGGACGCUCCAAACCCUAACUUUCCAAAUCCCAAACCCCCCUGCUGAUUCGAAUUCAUCAAAUUUCCCCCUCUCUCUCUCUCUCUCUCUCUCUCCCCAUCUCCAGCUGCCCCCCCUCCCAAAAAAAAAAGACAGAAGAUCUUAGAAGAUCCAAGAUCCUCCACCGACCACCAAGAUGGCUAAUAAAAAACAGAUGACUGAGGACGAGAAGUUCCUCUUCCUGGACAAGGACUUCAUCAACAGUCCCAUGGCCCAGGCCGACUGGUCAGCGAAGAAGCUGGUGUGGAUCCCCUCUGAGAAGAAUGGCUUCGAGGCGGCGAGCGUCAAGGAGGAGCACGGGGACGAGUGCCUGGUAGAGCUGGCCGACAACGGGAAGAAAGUGACAGUGAAUAAGGAUGAUAUCCAGAAGAUGAACCCUCCCAAGUUCAGUAAGGUGGAGGAUAUGGCCGAGCUCACCUGCCUGAACGAGGCGUCGGUGCUGCACAACAUCCGGGAGAGGUACUUCUCCGGGCUCAUCUACACAUACUCUGGCCUGUUCUGUGUAGUGGUGAACCCAUACAAGAUGCUGCCCAUCUACUCUGAGAAAAUCAUUGAGAUGUACAAAGGCAAGAAACGCCACGAAGUUCCCCCUCACAUCUACUCCAUCACUGACAACGCCUACAGAAACAUGAUGCAAGAUCGUGAGGACCAGUCCAUUCUUUGCACUGGGGAGUCUGGUGCGGGGAAGACAGAGAACACCAAGAAGGUCAUCCAGUACCUUGCUCUAGUGGCCUCCUCCCACAAAGGCAAGAAGGACACCAGUGCUACACAACCAGGAGCAUUUGUCCACGGGGAGCUGGAAAAGCAGCUUCUGCAGGCUAACCCCAUCCUGGAGGCCUUCGGAAACGCCAAGACCAUCAAAAAUGACAACUCUUCACGAUUUGGUAAAUUCAUCCGCAUCAACUUUGACGUGACUGGCUACAUCGUUGGAGCCAACAUUGAAACCUACCUGCUGGAGAAGUCUCGUUGUAUCAGACAGGCCAAGACAGAGAGAGCCUUCCACAUCUUCUACUACAUGGUGGCUGGGGUCAAGGACAAGCUACGCGAGGAGCUUCUGCUGGAGAACUUCAGCGCCUACCGUUUCCUGAUUGCGGGCCACGUCUCGAUCUCGGGCCAGCAGGACGACGAGAUGUACGAGGAGACCAUGGAGGCCAUGAGCAUCAUGGGUAUCACUGAGGAAGAGAGGACAGGCAUCCUGAAGGUGUGCUCCACAGUGCUGCAGUUGGGAAACAUAGAGUUCAAGAAGGAGAGGAACCAGGAGCAGGCCACCAUGCCCGACAACACAGCGGCUCAGAAGGUGUGCCACCUCCAGGGCAUCAACGUGGUAGACUUCACCAGAGCCAUCCUCACGCCUCGCAUCAAAGUGGGCAGAGAGGUGGUGCAGAAGGCCCAGACCAAAGAGCAGGCUGACUUUGCCAUCGAGGCCUUGGCCAAGGCUAUGUACGAGCGUCUUUUCCGCUGGCUGCUGGCUAGGGUCAACAAGGCUCUGGACAAGACCAAACGCCAGGGAGCAUCCUUCUUGGGCAUCCUCGACAUCGCUGGCUUUGAGAUCUUUGAGGAUAACUCCUUUGAGCAGCUGUGCAUCAACUAUACAAACGAGAAGCUGCAGCAGCUGUUCAACCACACCAUGUUCGUCCUGGAGCAGGAAGAGUACCAGAGGGAGGGCAUCGAGUGGAGCUUCAUAGACUUCGGCCUGGACCUGCAGCCUUGCAUUGAGCUCAUUGAGAGGCCGAACAAUCCUCCUGGUAUUCUGGCCCUGCUGGAUGAGGAGUGCUGGUUCCCCAAAGCCACAGACGUCUCCUUCGUGGAGAAACUCAUGAACACCCAGGCCAGCCACAUGAAGUUCAGCAAACCCAAACAGCUGAAGAGCAAGACUGAGUUCUCCGUGCACCACUAUGCUGGAAAGGUGGACUACAAUGCUGAUAAUUGGUUGACAAAGAACAUGGACCCUCUCAACGACAACGUCACAGCACUGCUUAACAGCUCCUCCAACACGUUUAUCCAGGAGCUCUGGAAAGAUGCGGACCGCGUGGUGGGCCUGGAGACCAUGGCCAAGAUGUCCGACAGCUCCAUGCCCAGCGGCUCCAAGACCAAGAAGGGAAUGUUCCGGACCGUGGGUCAGCUCUACAAGGAGUCCCUGGCCAAGCUCAUGACCACGCUGCACAACACCCAGCCCAACUUCGUCAGAUGUAUCAUCCCUAACCACGAGAAGAGGGCGGGGAAGCUGGACGCCCAUCUGGUCUUGGAGCAGCUGAAGUGCAAUGGUGUGUUGGAGGGCAUCCGUAUCUGCCGGCAGGGAUUCCCCAACCGAAUCCUCUUCCAGGAGUUCCGUCAGCGUUACGAGAUCCUGGCAGCUAGCGCUAUCCCCAAGGGAUUCAUGGAUGGCAAACAGGCGUGUGGUCUCAUGAUUAAGCACCUGGAUCUGGACCCCAACCUGUACCGGAUUGGUCAGAGUAAGGUCUUCUUCCGUACUGGCGUGUUGGCCCAGCUGGAGGAGGAGAGAGAUCUGAAGAUUACGGUGGUCAUUAUCGCCUUCCAGUCCCAGGCUAGAGGUUUCCUGGCCAGAAAGGCCUUCGCUAAGAGACAGCAGCAACUGAUGGCCAUGAAGGUGAUCCAGAGGAACUGUGCUGCCUACCUCAAACUCAGGAACUGGCAGUGGUGGAGACUCUUCACCAAGGUCAAGCCUCUGUUGCAAGUGACCCGCCAGGAGGAGGAGAUGGGCCUGAAGGACGAGGAGUUGCAGAGGGCCAAGGAGUCUGCAGUGAAGUACGAGUCAGAGCUGAAGGAGAUCACCCUGAAACACACAACGAUUGUGGAGGAGAGGAACGCGCUGCAGGAGCAGCUGCAGGCUGAGACCGAGCUGUUUGCAGAGGCGGAGGAGAUGAGGGUGCGUCUGGCCGCUAAGAAGCAGGAGCUGGAGGAGAUCCUCCAUGAGAUGGAGGCCAGGUUGGAAGAGGAGGAGGACCGCGCUCAGGCCCUGCAGGUGGACAAGAAGAAGAUGCAGCAACAGAUGCAGGACCUGGAGGAGCAUCUGGAGGAGGAGGAGGAUGCCCGUCAGAAGCUGCAGCUGGAGAAGGUAGCUUGUGAAGGCAAGAUCAAGAAGUUAGAGGACGAUGUCUUAGUGAUGGAGGACCACAACACCAAACUGUUAAAGGAGAGGAAAUUAAUGGAGGAGAGGCUAGCAGAUUUCAGCUCCAACCUGGCAGAGGAGGAAGAGAAGUCCAAAAACCUGACCAAGCUCAAGAACAAACACGAGUCGAUGAUCUCUGAACUUGAGGUCCGUCUGAAGAAGGAGGAGAAGGGUCGGCAGGAGCUGGACAAAGCAAAGCGUAAGCUGGAGGCGGAGUCUAGCGACCUCCAGGAGCAGAUAGCCGACCUGCUGGCUCAGAUCGCUGAGCUCAAAGCCCAGCUGGCCAAGAAGGAAGAGGAGCUACAGGCUGCUCUGGCCAGGCUAGAGGACGAGAUGGCCCAGAAGAACAAUGCCCUAAAGAAGAUCCGGGAGCUGGAGGGCCACAUCUCAGACCUUCAGGAGGACCUGGACUCAGAGCGCCAGGCCAGGAACAAGACUGAGAAAGCCAGGAGGGACCUGGGAGAGGAGCUGGAGGCCCUCAAGUCUGAGCUGGAGGAUACACUCGACAGCACCGCUACCCAGCAGGAGCUCCGGGCGAAGAGAGAACAGGAGGUGACCCUGUUAAAGAAGGCCAUGGAUGAGGAGGGUCGGACCCAUGAGGCCCAGGUGCAGGAGAUGAGACAGAAACACACCCAGGCUGUAGAGGAGCUCACAGAGCAGCUGGAGCAGUCCAAACGGGUGAAGUCAAACCUGGACAAGGCCAAGCAGGCCUUGGAGAAGGAGACGUCGGAGCUGACGGUGGAGGUGCGCUCCCUGACCACGGCCAAACAGGACGUGGAGAACAAGAAGAGGAAGGUCGAAGGUCAGCUGAACGACCUGCAGGCGCGCUUCACCGACAGCGAGAAGCAGAAGGGAGAGCUGGGAGAGCGCUGUUCCAAGAUCACUAUUGAACUAGAGAGUGCCACCAACCUCCUGAAUGAAGCCGAGGGGAAGAACAUCAAGCUGAGCAAAGAUGUCUCCACCCUCAGCGCCCAAGUCCAAGACACACAGGAGCUGCUGGCUGAGGAGACCCGUCAGAAGCUGCAAUUCUCCACGAAGCUGCGUCAGAUGGAGGACGACCGCAACAGUCUGCAGGAACAGCUGGAGGAGGAGGUGGAGGCCAAGAGGAACGUGGAGAGACACGUGUCCACCCUCAACAUACAGCUGUCAGACUCCAAGAAGAAGCUAGAAGAAAUGGCCGGCAACAAUGAGCUCCUGGAGGAGAGCAAGAAGCGUCUUCAGAGAGACCUGGAAGCGUCCAACACCCAGUUCGAGGAGAAGGCCUCGGCCUACGACAAGCUGGAGAAGACCAAGAACCGUCUGCAGCAGGAGCUGGAGGACAUCCUCAUGGACCUGGACAACCAGAGGACCAUCGUCUCCAACCUGGAGAAGAAGCAGAAGAAGUUCGACCAGAUGUUGGCCGAGGAGAAGACCAUCUCCAGUAAGUACGCUGACGAGAGGGACCGUGCUGAGGCAGAGGCCAGGGAGAAGGAGACCAAGGCCCUGUCUCUGGCCCGUGCUCUGGAGGAGGCCCAGGACAGCCGGGAGGAGCUUGAGAGAGCCAACAAGGCCCUGAGGACUGAGAUGGAAGACCUGGUCAGCUCUAAGGACGACGUGGGCAAGAGUGUCCAUGAGCUGGAGAAGGGGAAGCGUGGGCUGGAGGCCCAGGUGGAGGAGAUGAAGACCCAGCUGGAGGAGCUGGAGGACGAGCUGCAGGCUGCAGAGGAUGCCAAGCUGCGUCUGGAGGUCAACAUGCAGGCCCUGAAGGCCCAGUUCGACCGGGACCUGGUGGGACGUGACGAGAUGGGAGAGGAGAAGAAGAGACAGCUCAUAAAGCAGGUGCGUGAGUUGGAGACAGAGCUAGAGGACGAGAGGAAGCAGAGAGCCACGGCGGCAGGAGCCAAGAAGAAGCUGGAGGGAGACUUGAAGGACCUGGAGGGACAGAUCGAGAUGUCCAACAAGGGACGCGACGAAGCCAUCAAACAGCUGCGCAAGAUCCAGGCUCAGAUGAAGGACUUCCAGAGGGAGCUGGAAGAUGCCCAUGCAGCCAGAGAAGAGGUGCUGGGUACGGCCAAGGAGAGCGAGAGGAAGGCCAAGAGUCUGGAGGCUGAGCUCAUGCAGAUUCAGGAGGAGCUGGCAGCUGCUGAGAGGGCACGGAAACAAGCAGAGGCCGAGCGGGAUGAGCUCUCCGACGAACUGGCCAGCAACACCUCUGGAAAGUCAGCCCUGUCUGAUGAGAAGCGUCGUCUGGAGGCUAAGAUCUCCCAGCUGGAGGAGGAGCUGGAGGAAGAGAGCAGCAACAUGGAGAUCCUCAACGACAGACUGAGGAAGAGCACUCAACAGGUGGACCAGCUGAACAACGAGCUGCAGACGGAGCGCACCACCUCCCAGAAGAACGAGAGUGCCCGGCAGCAGAUGGAGAGGCAGAACAAGGACCUAAAGGCCAAGCUGCAGGAGAUGGAGAACCAGGUCAAGUCCAAGUUCAAGUCGUCCAUCACCGCCCUGGAGGCCAAGGUGGCUCAGCUGGAGGAGCAGGUGGAGCAGGAGAGCAGGGACAAGCAGGCCGUAGCCAAGGGCCUGCGCCAGAAGGAGAAGAAGCUGAAGGAUCUGAUGAUCCAGGUGGAGGACGAGAGGAAACAGGCCGAGCAGUACAAGGAACAGGCAGAAAAGGGCAACACGCGGAUGAAGCAGCUGAAGCGCCAGCUGGAGGAGUCGGAGGAGGAGUCUCAGCGCAUCACGGCUGCCCGCAGGAAACUGCAGAGGGAGCUGGACGAGGCCACCGAGGCUAAUGAUGCCAUGAGCCGCGAGGUCAACUCCCUCAAGAGCAAACUCAGGCGCGGGACCGAGCCCUCCUUCAGCAGCGCACCACGCCGUGUCGGAGGAAGCGCCCGGAGAGGGGUCAUCGAUGACGCGUCAGAAGAAGACGGGGACUCACAGGGGGACUACAACGGAACCAAGUCUGUUGAGUAGAAGAGGCCAAAACCAUCCAAUCAAAUUCAGUAUUACAAUCAUCCAACCAAUCAGACUCAGUAUUACUGUAUGCACCUGUGCCAAACAGACCCGCUUUACCAAAUAACACACAAGUAACUUCAACCUUACUCUUUCUUUCAUAUUACUUCCAAAUAUGAUUCUCUAUAUCAGUCACAUAUCGACUGCCUUCUCGUUCAGAGCACAUAAGGCUUUUCACAAUUCAAAACAGACAAAAUGGAGGCAUAAGAGACAAAGGCGUAAUAAUGAAUUUAGUUUCAUUUUAGUGCCUGGGAUGUUAGUGUGAUUUGUUGUUCUUUUGCUACACUGUUUUGUACUGCACUGAAUUACUUGUCCCUACGAUACUUCCUUUGCUUAAUGUUGUACCCCUCAAAGGUACGUAGGUUACAUGUUGUUCCUUAUACUCCUUUUGCCUGGAAGGAUAAAUCCAGGUGUUACUAUUCGUCACUUUAAAUUAUAAUUAAUUAUAGGCAUCACAUUGUAUUUCUAGAUUUAUACAUCGAGCGGUCAUGUAAAUCUAUAAUUCUAUUUCUAUGAGGACAUUAUGACAUGCCCCUUCUUCUACACUGCUGUUAACUUUUUAGAUUGUUAUAGAAGAAGGUCAUUGCAGGCAGAUUGUAUACUAUGGUAAAUGGUAUACCCACCCAGCUAAAAAAUAACUGAUGUAGUCCAAAUGUAUUUUGUUUGUAUUCAGAAUAGCUGCCCCAAUAUUGGCGCACGGUUGCAACCAUAGCAACUGUUCUGUUUGUGUCUGUGGUAAGGACAGUGAAUCGACCAUAUAUAUUUCAUACUUUGGAAUAUUUUUCUGACUGUCAAGUAUGGACAGCAGAACACCUUUCUACUUUUAUAAACAAAACCAAAGUCACCCCUUUUUCCUAUCAGACUUUUCUUGUUCCUAAAUUCUAAUAUAAAAUGAUAUAUAUUAGUAUCAACAAGACAGAUACAUUUUAGGUUGGUGUACCUCGCCAUUGACAUCUUGUUAGAAAGUAGAACAUCAUCAGCAGGAAUAGUGUCAUGCCAUCAAGGCCAUUUUGUGUAUGUCCAGAUGCAUAUUCAACAAAAAAAUUUUUUUGGUUUUACCCGCCACUGGUCACCUUUACAACAUUUUGUCUUGUUUUUACUCAAUUGACGUUUACAUGCCACUUCUUCAAUCUAUAAAUUGUGGAACCACCUGCACGAGAAAUAAAAGAGUGAAAAAGUAA
Messenger RNA from Coregonus clupeaformis (lake whitefish), 7394 nucleotides. RefSeq names its product myosin, heavy chain 11a, smooth muscle (gene myh11a). Gene Ontology annotation, cellular component: myosin complex. The coding region runs from base 232 to 6174 and encodes 1980 amino acids. Gene Ontology annotation, molecular function: actin filament binding; ATP binding; cytoskeletal motor activity. The transcript is spliced from 42 exons. The record is from RefSeq and is a predicted model, not a curated record. Lineage: Eukaryota; Metazoa; Chordata; Actinopteri; Salmoniformes; Salmonidae.